AUGGCUGGACUCCUCCUCGCCGCUGGUGGAAUCUUCGGUCUGGCCCAGCCUGCCCUGGCUGUGCCCGUCCUUGAAGGCCGUUUUGUCUCUGUUCCCGCAACCACAGUCACUUCUGCUGCAGCUAUCACUGCCAGCGUCGUGCCAGUUACGGACGUGACUUCCCAUGGCCCCUACACCGGGCCAUCCCCUACCACAACAGGUGCUCUGUCCACGAAUGUCCUGGCCGCUUCUGUGCCAGCACUGCCCGCAGAGUCAAGCAAGUAUGACUACCCAGCCGAUGGCAACCUCCACGCCGACGAGCCUGCCCCCUACACGCCUGCAGGAGGGCUAGGAACCAACGGUUCGGCUCCUGUUUACCGCGUGCAGUCCGACUUUGACUACCAGUCGAUCCAGCUGGGUCUGUACCAGGAGUGGAUCGAGCUCGACCUCUUCCACUACGGUCUGGCCACCUACUCGGCAGCCGACUUUGAGGCUGUUGGUCUCACCGCUGAAGACCGCUUCCUGCUCGAGUUCAUGGCCGACCAGGAAGUGGGCCACGCCACCCUCCUGACCGACAUGCUGGGCCCCAACGCGCCCAAGCAGUGCACAUACAACUACCCUUCGAUGAACGUGCGCGAAUACAUCGACUUUAGCCAGAAGCUUACGCGCUGGGGCGAGUCGGGUGUCUACGGCUUCCUCAACCACCUCGACUCGCGCGAGGUCGGCCAGCUGCUCCUCCAGUCCAUCUCCACCGAGGCCAGGCAGCAGAUGAUCUUUCGCCAGUUUGGCGGCCAGUUCCCCAUGCCCGUGUGGUUCGAAACGGGCAUUCCGCAGUCAUGGGCCUGGACUCUGCUCGCGCCAUACAUCUCGUCCUGUCCCGAGGGUACGCAGCAGAUGAUCUGGCAGAACUUCCCGGCGCUGCAUAUUCUCAACCAGCCCAACACGGCGCGUGUCGAUGGUGCGGAUGUCUGGAACGAGACGAGGGGUGACUACGCCAACACGCUGAGCACUGAUGCUAUCAGCCCCGAGGACGCAUGCGUCAACGCCACGGGCGUUGGUACCAGCUGUGCACCGGGUAUUACGCGCAACAGGACCGAGCCGCUGUCGUAUGCUGGGCGCGAGGUGUUUUUGCAGUGGGAGGAGCCAGGGAAGCCCGUGGGGCCCAACAAUAGCUAUGUCACGAGCACUAGCUCAGGCACGCCGAAGUAUGCGCUCUGGGUGUCGCAGCUGAACGCGACGUACUCGCCUCUGAUGAACGUUAGUGGCAAUUCGGCGUACACGAUCCAGCCGAACGUGUCGACGUUCGAGGGCGAUCCAGCUGUGAACGGGACCAUGUUCCUAGCCAUUACGGACGAGGAGCUGGUUGUUACGCCAUUUAACCUUAGCAUGGUGAACCCGCAUGUCUACGCCGUGUCUCUGUACCAGGCUGGCUAG
This is a messenger RNA of Cryphonectria parasitica EP155, 1413 nucleotides long. RefSeq lists its product as uncharacterized. The coding region runs from base 1 to 1413 and encodes 470 amino acids. The record is from RefSeq and is a predicted model, not a curated record. The transcript has a single exon. Lineage: Eukaryota; Fungi; Ascomycota; Sordariomycetes; Diaporthales; Cryphonectriaceae.